Molecule: messenger RNA, 3777 nt
Organism: Physcomitrium patens
Lineage: Eukaryota; Viridiplantae; Streptophyta; Bryopsida; Funariales; Funariaceae
Biological process (GO): regulation of transcription by RNA polymerase II
Cellular component (GO): nucleus
Molecular function (GO): protein dimerization activity; DNA binding
Source: RefSeq, a predicted model, not a curated record
GAAUGCGGAGCCGGGCCUCGUUCGGAUGCAGUUGAGGUCUCUCCCCGAUCUCUCCCCUCACUCUCAAUUUCUACAGCAACCCCACAUCAUCCCUACCCCAAUCCUAGCAGCACAGGCGCACCCGCUCACGCUCUGGGGGUUUGUUGAUACCCGGGAAGCUGGUGACCAAUUUGCCAUUUUAGUAACGAUUUUCCCCUUCCGCCUCCCGCUUUCCCAACGCCGAUUUUUCCACCCAGGGUUUGGUUUUUGAGGAGAUGGCAGGGUUGAGGAGCGCGAGUUGUUUAUUGUUGGGAAGUGGAGGAGGAGGAGGUGGUGGAGGUGAAACUUUGUGGAGAAGUUCGAGUGUCGGGGCUCAUGGCUAUUCUUGUGUAGUUGCAGCUGCUGAUGGAGAAUGGGGUUAAUGUGGAGCCGAGGGCAGAGGAUGAGCUCGGUAGAGGGCUGGAAGAUGUCAUUGCGACGACUGAAGAGCUGGAAAUGGAGGUGAGGGAUGACAAGAUGCAGGAAUUGCACGUUGGGGGGCUCAGCAGCCACGGCCACGCACAUUUGGAGCAUGAGGGUGAUCAUGCCGGAGAGUCUAUUCAUGAUGCGAUGAUGGUGGAGAGUAGGGGAGAUAUUGGUGUUGAGCAUAGAGAUCCUAAAGCGAUGGAAGAGGAAGAGGACCACAUGGGUCUAGACGAGGAUACGAGGAUAGGUGGAGGAGAACCAGAUAAAGGACAAGAUAAUAAAAAUUACAAGGAAGGUCCGUGGGAUGUUUUGGAGAUGCUUGUCUUGGUAUCUGGGAUGAAGGAGUACGCAGAGACUGUGGGUGACCACUCUCUGGAAGACCACGUUAAUGAACAGGAGAAAUGGCAUUCGAUAGAGAAUUACUGUUGGGGUCAACUUGUCCAACGCAGUGCAUUAGAUUGUCAUGAGAAGUGGUUGUCUCUGAGUGCGGAGUUCAAGAGGGUGAAAGACUUUGAGAGUAGCAUGGUGCAGGAUCAGAAGUCCUACUGGGAAAUGACUUAUGAUGAAAGAAACAAUUCCCAACUUCCAGGGGAUUUCUCGCAGGAGGUUUACAACAUGCUGUGGCAGUGGGAUGACAGGGAUCGAAUUGGUGAAGUAGGGACAUCUCUAAUUCUGGACGAUGAAAUUAAUGUCAAGGAACAAUCACCGUUUGGAUCAAUGGUUCGCACUCGAAAACGGACCGAUCGUGGGGAAUCUCAGAUUUCCCGAAAAGCUUCACGAGGAGAGGCGGGGAUGGAAGCGACAUUCCUUGGUUCCCAGCUAAUGAUGUUUGGUAACCAGCAAGUGGAUAUGGGUGGUGAGGGUACAGGUUCACUUGCGCUUGUCGAGCCAACUGAAGAGAUACAGGCAUCUGAGGAUGAUGAAGUUUGGAACGCUCAACUUGCCCUACUGCGUGCCAAUCAGCAGUUUUGGGCCCCGCAUGGACGAGCUUCUGCAACGUGGGCUUUUUAUGUUGUGAAUGAUAAUUCAGAGCCAGACUCCGGACGCCCUCAGCAAAUGCGUUGUGCUAUUUGCCAUCCCGCUCAACAAGAGCACAGACCAAAUAGUGCCACGCGAGUAAGGAAGGGUGUCGUAACUUACAACAAGCAGCACGGCACAACGUCUAUGAAAAAGCAUGUAGCUCAAGAGCAUGGUGACAUUUUUACCAAGUAUAAAGCAACGCGUAAGCCAAGUGUUAUGACACGGGCAGAGGGCCAACACUCGCGAAGGAUGAAGAAAGAUCCUUCGCCUUCUGUACUCUCCGAUUUUUUGGGCAAUCAUAGUUCCAGCAAGAAGUCCGACCCCGCACAAGAAAGACUUCGGGAGGAUCUGGUUCUGUAUGUGGCAAAAGGUUGCCAUCCCAUUUCUAUGAUUGAGAAUGUCUGGCUGAAAAGAUUGCUCAUGAACAGACAAUGUGGCCGCUUGAAUUUUCCCGAUGGCCGCCAAUUAGUAGAUGAAGUUGUUCCUCGUAUGGUUUCUCAAACAAUGGAGAAGCACGUCUUGCCUGCGUUACGUGGUUGUGUGAGUGCUACGGUAACUUUUGACUUGUGGAUGGUACGGAGGGGCGUCAACACUAUUGCUUUGGUGGUUCAUUUUAUCAACGAGUCAUGGGAGACCUGUCGUGUGACUAUUGGUGUGUUUGAGGCACCUGAAUCUGCCGGAGAAGAAUUGGCCUUGGAGGUAAAAGAUCUUUUCAGUUCCUUCAACUUGGCCGAAAAAAUCAUUGCAUUUGUCGUGAAUGAUGAUGAUCCAAGCCUCCGUUCUCUCGCCGAGGCACUUUCUAAGCAGGUAUCAUGUUCUCCGCUCCAGUUGCCUGAGCCUUAUGCAGGGACUUGUUUUGGACACGUUCUGUUCAAAGCAUGCGAAAAUGCAACGACUGAUGAGAAGGGAUGUGAUGAUUCGAGGGCAUUUAGCAUUGAAGCUACUGUAUCUACUCUGAAGGAGACUAUUUCUUGGACUACUAGAUCAGCAAAAACGAGGCAUCAGUGGAUGAAAGCCUGUUUUGAUGUUGGUCUUCAGCCUCGCAAGCUAAGAGCGCCCAUGAUGGGAAGGUUUGCGUCGAAGGUGAUUCUUUGUCAGGAGGCCUUGGAUUAUCAGCAUGCCUUAAGUUUGUAUUACGGUUCCCAGAGUAAUGACAUGUACAUCGAGGUUCCCAGCGUAGAGACGUGGGCUGUUGCAAAGGCUGUCACUGAUGCUCUUACUCCCGUGCUUCAACAAUGCAUAAUGAACCAGAGUAAAGCAUACUGGUUGUUAUCCGAUGCAAUUGCUACUGCGCUUAGUUUGUGCAUACAACUACACAGGGAGCGAUUGCCUAACAGAAGUUUGGCCGACCCAAAACUGGAUCCAAGCUUUGAAGCCGCGCUGGAUGUUUCACUAGAUCGCAUGAGGCAAGAGGUGAUGAAUACUCUUGCGCCUUUUCUCACUUUCACGGUUGAAUAUUCCGCCAAGCAUGCACAUAACAUGCUGGUGUUAAUGUUGGAUCCACGUUACAAAGGCCUCAGUCUGGUAAAGGACUAUGUGGGCAAGAAUUUAGCUCUGCAGGUUGUCGCUGAAGUUGAUAAGCAGGCUCUUCUUCCCUGUUUGGUUACUGUUUUCAAGCAUUUGAAUCCGUCCAGUGUGGAGAAUGUCCCAACGCUGAGCCCCACUUCUAAAGAUUCCUUUGAUGAGAAUUCCUUGUUUGGAUCAACAGCUUCAAAUGACGAGGCAAUAGUUGGCCAUUUGAAGGCAGAGCUAUCUUUUUUUAGGAGGCUUCACAUUGACCCGAAGGAAUGUGAGAAUCCAUUGGCAUGGUGGAAAGUCAGGGAGGUUCAAUUUCCAAACGUUGGUUUUCUUGCAAGACACAUUUUGGGAAUCGUAGGGUCUCAAGUGGAAACAGAAAGGAUAUUUAGUGUUGUGGGCCUAAUUUCAGCGAUACGACGCCGCCAUCUAUGUACAGACAACCUCGACAAGCUAGUGCUAAUUCGUGAAAACUGGGAAGAGGAUUCAAGAUCAGGUUCAGAAGAGCCAAGAACAGGUCGCAAAAUGGAGGCGAGAUUACAUGACUACCUCCUGGCGGAGGAAAACAUCUUAGAAGAGAAUGAAGACCUGGUUUUCGACGCAGGCUUGUUUGAUGAGUAGUCGCCUUGUUUAGCAAUGUACACUUGGUAUGAUCACCUUGAAACUUUAUUCGUGGCCAGCUGAUCCUUGUGUUUAUAUGUGUUGGACGGCAAUUGUACAUUCCCAUUUCGAUGUUUACUUAGUGAUUUUUUCGUGGGCACUUUUUCAACUUGUUUGUGCCCUAAUAUGCCCCAAGUC